Messenger RNA from Salmo salar (Atlantic salmon), 3227 nucleotides. RefSeq names its product ena/VASP-like protein. The record is from RefSeq and is a predicted model, not a curated record. Gene Ontology annotation, cellular component: cytoskeleton. Gene Ontology annotation, biological process: positive regulation of actin filament polymerization; protein homotetramerization; actin polymerization or depolymerization. Gene Ontology annotation, molecular function: profilin binding; actin binding; SH3 domain binding. Lineage: Eukaryota; Metazoa; Chordata; Actinopteri; Salmoniformes; Salmonidae.
GGAGGGGAGAGAGGGAUGGAGGGAUGGAAGUGGAGGCUGUAAUCCAGUGAGACACGCAGAGGAGAGGCAGUGUGAGGGCAACGCCUUACAGCACCGUGAAUCUCUCUCUCUAUCGCUCUACCACUCUCUCGCUCUCUUAUCACUUUACCGCAACCCUUUCUUGCUCUACUGCUCUCUCUCUCUCUCCUUCUCUCGCUCUCUCGCUCACUCACUCGACCGGCAAAAACCCAAAGGGCUCUCCCCUCGUCUCUCAUUCAGUCCUCUCAGACUCUGAGGGCUGCUCUAUCGCUUUUCAUUUAUUCCCUUUUUUCUCUCUUCCUAUUUUAUUUCCUCUCCUUGUUUUCUCCCCCACCUCAUCUAAAAUAUCUCUGCUGUGGCAAAGGAUGCUUUGGUGAAAAAGGACCCAAAAGAGUUGUUUUAUUUGCGUCCUUUUCUUUCCUCAAGGCGUUGUCAUUGGAAGCAUCUUUGUUCUUUCGUUUGUAUUUAUUUGCUCCAUGUGUAACGGCUGUAAAUUGCUGUGUUGCUGCUGGGGAAAUAGGUUAGUGUGUCUGUGAGGAGCCAGCAGGAGAGGAAAGGGGGGAUUGUGUAUUCCGCAGAGAGGGGGAAGCCCGGCUGUAUCUCUCCGUUGCUGUGACUGCGAAUCCACGGCAACCCCGUUAGGUCCGGAGACGGAGAGAGGGAAUUACUGGGAUGCCAUCGCUAACCUUUGACCUCUACCGGUAACUCGCGCCGCAGCCUGGACAGACAGACCCGGGGAAAGGAAAGAAAAACCAGAAGAGACACGGAGAAACUAGAUCAACCCUUGAAUCGUUCCCGUAGCUUUGUGCUGCGCGUCGGAUGUGAGGUAGCAAGCACCAUGGAUAUAAACGUACAGUCUCACCGAUUCUACUUCCCUCAGAUCUACUGUACUGAGGCUGUGCCUGCUGGAGCCCAGGUCCAGGUCACAGCGCAGGAGUUUAAAGUCAGUGAGCAGAGUAUCUGCCAGGCACGAGCCUCUGUCAUGGUCUAUGAUGACGGCAGUAAGAAGUGGGUUCCCAUCAAGCCAGGCCAGCAGGGCUUCAGCCGUAUCAACAUCUACCACAACACUGCCAACAACACCUUCCGUGUGGUGGGAGUCAAAUUGCAGGACCAGCAGGUAGAGGUGGUAAUCAACUACUCCAUAGUGAAGGGUCUGAAGUAUAACCAGGCCACACCAACCUUCCACCAGUGGCGUGAUGCCCGUCAGGUCUACGGACUCAACUUCGCCAGCAAGGAGGAAGCUACCACCUUCUCCAAUGCCAUGCUGUUCGCUCUCAAUGUCCUCAGCACUCAGGACGGAGGCCCAGCGGUCCAGCGCCAAGUCCAGAAUGGGCCCACUACAGACGAGAUGGAGGUGCAGAGAGCAAGGCAGAUGAUGGAGCAACAGCAGAUGCAGGCCCACAUGGAGAGGGAACGACGAUCCUCGAACCCAGGCUCUCCUUUCCCAGGCCAUCCCGGUGUGCUUUCUGUAGCCCCCCCAGCCCCCAUGCCGCCCCCCAUGUCCAUGGGCUCCUCUUUAGGUGGAGGCCCCCCCUCACUGGGUGCCCCUAUGCCUCCUCCCCCUCCCGGGCCCCCUCCCCCCUCGGCAGGGGCUCCCCCGCCCCCCCUGCCUCCUCCGCUGCCCAUGGGUGGAGGGGGACAGGGUGAGGAGGCUCCCGCCCCGACGGGACUCGCCGCCAUGAUCGCUGGAGCCAAACUGCGCCGCGUCAAUAGACCUGAGGACUCUAACUCUUCAGGAUCGGGGGCCAAAAACGAUGCCAACAGGACGAGUGGCGGCAGCGGAGGACUGAUGGAGGAGAUGAAUGCUCUGCUGGCGCGGAGAAGGAAAGCAGCGUCAGAGAAGCCUGAAGACAGCCAAAAUGAUGACCUGAACGGAUGCCCUUCACCCAGCACCAGGGGUGGACAAAACGCCACAGAUGGAGGGAAGAAGCCAUGGGACAGAGCCAACUCUGCCGAGAGGUCAUCACUGGUAUCAAGGGUACGACCUGUGGGGAGUAGCAGCGACACAGACGCCUUAGACUUUGACAGAAUGAAGCAGGAAAUCUUGGAAGAAGUCGUUCGUGAAUUGCACAAGGUGAAGGAUGAGAUCAUUGAUGCCAUUAGACAAGAACUGAGCAGAAUCAGUACUACAUAAUCUUUCAUGUGACCCCAGCUUUUGGAACCAUCGUCCCCACGCCAACUAUUGUUAGGAAGCAAGGAGAGGAUCAAGGCUCGAACCACAACCUUUUAUUUAUUGUACAUUGUUGUGAUGUUGUAGCAACGUAACAAUGUUGCUGUAACACUCCAGGAAUGUUACGUUUGGUUUGGAAGAAUAGGAUGGAUGGACACUCUCACUGCUUUUCUCUGUUUCUUUGGUUUUUCUCUUCUCUUUUUCCUUUCUAUCUGUCCAUCGGUAACCCCAUGUUUGCUGUUCUUUUUCCAGUCUUAAAGGCAACAUUUAUUCAAUUCAAUGAAGUAACCUCUUGUUUUUUUUUUUAGGAGUUUAUUGUUUUGAUUAAAAAAAUGUUGUUUGGGGUUAUUAUUACUAUCAUUGUCAUUAUUAUGACCAUUCUUUUUAUUAUUGUAGAUGUAAUGGUGUGAACAUGAAUAGUAGUAGUUUUAGUGAUGGCAAUAGUAAAAAUGACUAAAUAAUAAUGAUAAUGAUAUGGAUGAUGAUAAUAAUAAUUACACAUCAUUUUAUGUCAGCCUUUUAUAUUUUAUAUUGUAUUUUUUUCCUUUUGGUUUUGUUUUACAAUACAAUAAUAAGCACAUACGGAUUUCUUUCUCAUGAUCUGACCUUGAGAUUUUUUGAAGAGUUUUGUAUCCUUUUCGCCAACACCGUUUUGUGUGUGUGUGUGUGUGUGUGUGUGUGUGUGUGUGUGUGUGUGUGUGUGUGUGUGUGUGUGUGUGUGUGUGUGUGUGUGUGUGUGUGUGUGUGUGUGUGUGUGUGUGUGUGAUUUUUAAAAACAGGUCUUUAACCUGAAAGGGAGGGUGGUAUAUAAACUAUUGCUCUUUGGAUAUUGCAAUCUUAUGAACAAAAAAACAUCAAUACACCAGAGUAUUUGUGUUGAUGUUGUUAAAAAUGUUUAUUGGCUGCAAGAAUAAGUAUUGUUCGUUUUAUUAUUUACUUUUAUGACCAAGUGCUUCCUGGUUUAAAAAUUUGAAAAAGACACACACUACAUUAAAAAUGAUUUCAAAUAAAACUGUGAACAAUGUCUUGGAUAAAUGAA